GCCAUGUUUCACACUUCAGAAUAAGACUUACAAAAUUCAAUAAUAAAUUCAAAAUCGUAUGCUAACGUUGGCAAUCAUUUGUUCGCGUUUUGGUCUUAAAUUCCAUUUAAAAAUAAUUUAAAUACGGAAAUUAAUGAGCAUAAGGGAAGAUGGUCGGAAAGCUGAAAGUGUGCAUCAUUGGCUCAGAGGGCUGGGGCUCGGCCAUUGCUGCCUCUGUGAGCAACAAUGUUAAGCAGCUGGAGGGCUUUGACAGCCGUGCGCACAUCUAUGUCUAUGACGAGCUGGUUCGCAGCAAAUAUUUGUCGGAGGUGAUGAACAAUUGUCACGAAAAUAUCAAGUAUCUGCCUGGCAUUAGGCUGCCAGAGAAUUUGAUUGCCGUAAAUGAUUUAUUGGCGGCUGCCCAGAAUGCCGAUAUUUUGAUAUUUGCCACGCCACAGCACUUUGUGAAAUCGUAUUGCAACAUAUUGGCCGGCAAGGUGAAGGAGAACGCCAUCGCCCUGUCCAUGGUCAAGGGUCUGGCUCAUGUUUCCGAUGGCGAAAUCGACCUCUACUCGAAUUUGAUUAGCCAGCAGUUGGACAUACCGUGCUACUCGCUGAUGUCUGCCAACAGCGCCAUGGAAAUGGCACAGGGCAAGCUCUGUGAGCUGACCAUUGGGUGCAAUGAUGAGGAUGAUGCACGCCUGCUGACUGAGGUGCUGCAAACAGACAACUGCCGGGUGAUUACCGUUGACGACGUUGAUGGCGUGGAGCUGUGUGGCACGCUGAAGGACAUCAUUGCCCUGGGUGCGGGCUUUGUUGAUGGCCUGAAAUUGGGUGAAAAUGCUCGAGUGGCUUCCCUACAUCUGGGUGUCAAGGAGAUGAUGCGUUUCACAAUGACCUUCUAUCCAAACGCCAAAAUUUCCACAUUCUUUGAGAGCUGCGCUGUGGCCAACUCGGUGGCCUCCACCUAUGUCGAUAAGAAUGUCACCUUUGCCAAGAGUUUCAUCACUUCUGGAAAGACCAUUCAGGAGAUUGAGUCGAAUCUGUUGAAUGGCCGCAAACUGCUCGGCCCCUUGGUGGCCGCCGAGCUGAACACCUUUCUGGAGGAGGAGGACAUGCAGGAUGAAUUUCCCCUCUUUACGGCCAUACACCGAAUCUGCCAGAACGAGGUAGACCCUGAGACAAUACUGGAGACCCUGCGGACUCACCCAGACCUGAGCAGCAGCCUAUCCUUUUCACAAUUCCUUUCGGAUGAGAGCACCACGGAAGAUAGUCUGGAGAAAAUAUUGGAACCUCCGCCCGAACCCAUUUCGGCCUUGGACAAGGCUCUGACUGAGGCAGGCAAAAAGAAGAGCUUUCGGGAAUUGAAAGAGAAUGGCAGCUGGCAUCUGGUUUAUGAUGUAAACAAAGCCAAAAAGCAGACAUCGAUCGAUCCCUGGCAAAUAAAUGAGCGGAAGGGACUACAGAUUAGUGGUUGGCUGGAGUCAAACGAUUCCAACGAACCCAAAAAUGCCUCCGGUACUCAGGGCUCAGGCGAAAACGAAAGCAUUGUCGGCUCCACCUCGGGGUCAGAUGAUUGCCAAGGCAUCGGAUGUACUGAGAAUGCGGAGAAAACCGAGAAGUUGCCUGUGGAUAAAACCUGGCUAAGGGAUCAGCCACCACCAAUGAUAAUUGGGAGCGACGACAAAAGCAACACCGAAACGCCAUUCAAAGAUUCGAAUAUGGCAAAAGUGGACGCUGCGGAGACGAAAGAAUCCUGUGGAGAAUCACCCCAGGCCGCUAAUCUUCAGGUUACCGCAGAAGAUAAGCAGCAGGAACAGGCAGAAGAUGUGAAAAUGUCAGAGUCCAUAGAGGAAAACAAGGCGGUACCCAGGGAACAGCAACAAGACAGCCUGAGGGAAGAAAACUUUGAGAAGUGGAAGCAAGUGGAGGCGGAGGAACGACCAGCGAAACACUCACAGACCGAAGAGAAUAUGUAUCUUAGUGCUGAAGAGCUCAUCAGACGUGAAUUGGAGCACCAUCAGAAAGAGAAUCACGAAAGAGACGCGAUGCCCAACAUGCCGCAGACGCCGGUGCCGGGGCCAAAGCAAACUCCGGCGAAGGCGCCUCCACCAACGCCCAAACGCCAAAAGAUUGCGGAGGGUUCGCCGCAGUUUCAGGCUGCGCCGCGUACGAUUCCACCACCAUCGCCGCAGACACUGCCGCUGACCCCCCAGGAACAGCAGCCACACCGCAAGCACUUGCCCAUCCAAAGCGACGCUCUUGAGCAGCCACCAGCAUCACAUCAAGCGGAUGAAAGUGCCAAAGCAGCGCGUGGCCAGAAAGGAAUCAUAGAAACGCCAGCAGCAACCAGAGAAGCGCACUCACCAAGCGAUCAGCAGGCUACAAACAAGGCAGAGGCUCCAGCAUUUGAAGUGAAAAAGUUGAUGACGCAUUUCUUGAAGAGAGAACAACCAGAAACCACCAAGCAGGUGGAGACUCCACCAAAUGAAGUGAAAAAUCAACGAGAGAGCGCUUAUGAGUUGGUGAAUGAUCCAAGAACCGCAACGAAGGAGCAUAAACCUCUUCCUGAGGACAACGCGCCACCGAUAGAGAAACCUUCUGCCCAGGCAUCACCGAAGGAGCAAAAGCAGCUGAAGGCGGGCGAGAUGACCAAGAAGCUGCGUAGUAUGCUGCGCAGAGAUCAGGAAAAGAAAGUGGGCUACAAGGGUAAGAAUCCCUUCCUCAAGGAGCCAGACUUGCAGUCCCAUCCACCCAUGGAUACCAGUCUCGAGCACGACCUUGCGAGGCGCAGGUCCACCGGGCAACAGUUGCGUCGCACGGUGGUGGUCAAGCCGCCCUUCAAUCCCCCACUCAAUCCUCGUGUGCGCAUACCGCGUCCACCUUUCGAUGGUCGAGAUCGCGAGUACCACACCCUGGCCAUGCCAGCGAUCUGGCUGAAUCUGAAGCAAACACAGACCCAGACCACGAUGAGAGCUAACAACCAGGUGAAGCAGCUGUCCAUGGCGGUGCACAGUCCCCCAAAGUUGCAGCUGCCAUUGGGCCUGCUCCCUCGUUGCUCGGCACUGAACAAACUCCUCUGCGCCGUCCAGAUUGGGUUGCUGGCCACGUUCCUCGCUCGCUGCAGAAAUCGCAACAAGUAGACCAGAACCGAACUGAAUGAUGCCAACGAA
Messenger RNA from Drosophila subobscura, 3152 nucleotides. RefSeq lists its product as uncharacterized. Gene Ontology annotation, cellular component: glycerol-3-phosphate dehydrogenase (FAD) complex; cytosol. NCBI's taxonomy places the organism in Eukaryota, Metazoa, Arthropoda, Insecta, Diptera, Drosophilidae. Gene Ontology annotation, biological process: carbohydrate metabolic process; glycerol-3-phosphate catabolic process. The record is from RefSeq and is a predicted model, not a curated record. Gene Ontology annotation, molecular function: glycerol-3-phosphate dehydrogenase [NAD(P)+] activity; NAD binding; protein homodimerization activity.